AGGAGUAGGGGCGGUAGUGGGGACGGGGUCGGGGACUCUGUGUAGGCAAGAAGGACAGCCUAUUGUGAGGUCCGGAGAGGGCGAACUCGAGUGUCUUGGGCGACCCAGCACAGAGCGAAGGUCAUUCCCAAUCUGGAACUCAACUUUGAGAAGAGAGACGCCCCAGCAAGACUGUUUCGGGGCGUCCUCCAGCUGCUCACCUCCAUGGGCCAGACGGCCCUGGCAGGGGGCAGCAACAGCACCCCCACCUCGCAGGCUCUGUAUCCUGACCUUUCUUGUCCCGAGGGCUUGGAAGAGCUCCUGUCUGCUUCCCCUCCUGACCUGGGGGCCCAACGGCGCCACGGCUGGAACCCCAAGGACUGCUCAGAGAACAUCGAGGUCAAAGAAGGGGGGUUAUGCUUUGUGCGGCGACCCGUGGCCCAGAGCACUGAUGGGGUCCGGGGAAAGAGGGGCUACUCCAGAGGCCUGCACGCCUGGGAGAUCAGCUGGCCCCCGGAACAGAGGGGCACACACGCGGUAGUGGGCGUGGCCACGGCCCUCGCCCCACUGCAGGCAGACCACUAUGCGGCGCUGCUGGGCAGCAACAGCGAGUCAUGGGGCUGGGACAUUGGGAGGGGGAAGCUGUACCAUCAGAGUAAGGGGCCUGAGGCCCCCCAGUAUCCAGCGGGACCUCAGGGUGAGCAGCUGGAGGUGCCAGAGAGGCUGCUGGUGGUUCUGGACAUGGAGGAGGGAACUCUGGGCUACGCUAUUGGGGGAACAUAUCUGGGGCCAGCCUUCCGCGGACUGAAGGGCAGGACCCUCUACCCAGCUGUAAGCGCUGUUUGGGGCCAGUGCCAGGUCCGCAUCCGCUACCUGGGCGAAAGGAGAGCGGAACCACACUCCCUUCUGCAUCUGAGCCGCUUGUGUGUGCGCCACACCCUGGGGGAUACCCGGCUGGGCCAGGUGUCUGCUCUGCCCUUGCCCCCAUCCAUGAAGCGCUACCUGCUCUACCAGUGAACCUGGGAUACCAGACUGUGCUGGAGCCACUGAGGGCCUAGACCAGCAGUGAGGUUGGGUCCCUCCCCCAAUUCAAGCUCUGGGGAGCUCCACAAGUCUCAGUGCUACCCAAAACAGUGUGGCAGAGAAUUUUCAAGGCUGUGGCAGCCUGGUACAUAAGACAUUUUUUAAAAGUAAAAAUACUAAGAGAUGUGUUGUUAUAGAAA
Molecule: messenger RNA, 1202 nt
Organism: Marmota monax (woodchuck)
Lineage: Eukaryota; Metazoa; Chordata; Mammalia; Rodentia; Sciuridae
Gene: Spsb2
Product: splA/ryanodine receptor domain and SOCS box containing 2
Exons: 3
Coding region: 205-996 (263 amino acids)
Biological process (GO): proteasome-mediated ubiquitin-dependent protein catabolic process; intracellular signal transduction; protein ubiquitination
Cellular component (GO): SCF ubiquitin ligase complex
Molecular function (GO): protein binding
Source: RefSeq, a predicted model, not a curated record